This is a messenger RNA of Cyphomyrmex costatus, 475 nucleotides long. Its product is annotated as myb-like protein AA. The record is from RefSeq and is a predicted model, not a curated record. The annotation marks the transcript as partial. NCBI's taxonomy places the organism in Eukaryota, Metazoa, Arthropoda, Insecta, Hymenoptera, Formicidae. The transcript has 2 exons.
ACGCAUCGUAUAUCACAGUCUUAAAUCGUUCAAUUUCGUUAUAGUUGGGAACUACGCCUGUGACGACUGCCAGUCAUAAUUACCAGCCACCUCCUAUGUAUCAACAGCCCAGGAUGAGGUUCAACCAGCCAAGCAUUAGACAACCCGGCCAGUUUACACAGUUGCAGCUGCAACAGCAACGUUCUAAGCUCAUACAUCAGCAGCAACAGCAGCAGCAACAACAGCAGAAGCAACGAUUAUUGCAACAACAACAGCAACAGCAAUUGCUUAUCCCAUCGAAUGCUACUGCGGCGACAGAUCAAAUGAACAGUAGCAUUAACAUCGACCUUUUGAACAAUACCGUUGUGCCACCGAAUGUGUCGUUACAGCGAUCGAAUGGCCCAGAUUCACAAGUUUCUCCAGGCUAUGGGGCAUCCGUCCAGAUGGCUUCUGGUCACCGACUCGCUCACUCGUAUUCCCAUCCAUCGACAAUACC